Messenger RNA from Paramuricea clavata, 17055 nucleotides. The record is from the annotation of a GenBank genome assembly. Lineage: Eukaryota; Metazoa; Cnidaria; Anthozoa; Malacalcyonacea; Plexauridae.
GCUUCUAGCAAGCUUGUUAUCAAGGUGUGGCAAUGCUGUUCCAACAACUUGUCAACAAGAUAUUUUCUCAACAGGCUUGUAGCAAGCUUGUUAACAGGUUGUGACAAUGCUGUUCCAACAACUUGUCAACAAGAUAUUUUCUCAACAGGCUUGUAUCAAGCUUGUUAACAAGUUGUGACAAUGCUGUUCCAACAAGUUGUCAACAAGAUAUUUUCUCAACAGGCUUGUAGCAAGCUUCUUAACAAGUUGUGACAAUGCUGUUCCAACAACUUGUCAACAAGAUAUUUUCUCAACGGGCUUGUAGCAAGCUUGUUAACAAGUUGUGACAAUGCUGUUUCAACAACUUGUCAACAAGAUAUUUUCUCAACAGGCUUGUAGCAAGCUUGUUAACAAGUUGUGACAAUGCUGUUCCAACAAGUUGUGAACAAGAUAUUUUCUCAACAGGCUUGUAGCAAGCUUGUCAACAAGUUGUGACAAUGCUGUUCCAACAACUUGUCAACACGAUAUUUUCUCAACGGGCUUGUAGCAAGCUUGUUAACAAGUUGUGACAAUGGUGUUCCAACAAGUUGUCAACAAGAUAUUUUCUCAACAGGCUUGUAGCAAGCUUGUUAUCAAGGUGUGGCAAUGCUGUUCCAACAACUUGUCAACAAGAUAUUUUCUCAACAGGCUUGUAGCAAGCUUGUCAACAAGUUGUGACAAUGCUGUUCCAACAACUUGUCAACAAGAUAUUUUCUCAACGAGCUUGUAGCAAGCUUGUUAACAAGUUGUGACAAUGCUGUUCCAACAAGUUGUCAACAAGAUAUUUUCUCAACAGGCUUGUAGCAAGCUUGUUAUCAAGUUGUGGCAAUGCUGUUCCAACAACUUGUCAACAAGAUAUUUUCUCAACGGGCUUGUACAAGCUUGUUAUCAAGUUGUGGCAAUGCUGUUCCAACAACUUGUCAACAAGAUAUUUUCUCAACGGGCUUGUACACACGUAAAAACGCGCAAGUUGUACCAAACCUGCAGCAGACUUGUAGCAAUGCUGUUCCAACAACUUGUCAACAGGAUGUGUUCGCACUGCUUGUUCCCAGCUUGUUGACAAGUUGUCAACGGCUUGUCGACAACUUGCUACAAGGUUAUUGAGUUCAACAGACUUGUUACAAGUUGUUCCAACAACUUGUUAUCGUCCUGCAAUUCAACAACUUGUCAACAAGUUGUGAGUGACAAGCUUGUAGCAACUUGAUAAAAUAACAGCGUUGUUACAACUUGUUGGCAAGGUUGCUACAAGCCUGUUGCGAACACAUCUUGUUGACAAGUUGUGAGAUUUUUACGUAUGUAGCAAGCUUGUUAACAAGUUGUGACAAUGCUGUUCCAACAACUUGUCAACAAGAUGACUCCUCAACAGGCUUGUAGCAAGCUUGUCAACAAGUUGUGAUAAUGCUGUUCCAACAACUUGUCAACAAGAUAUUUUCUCAACAGGCUUGUAGCAAGCUUGUCAACAAGUUAUGACAAUGCUGUUCCAACAACUUGUCAACAAGAUAUUUCCUCGACAGGCUUGUAGCAAGCUUGUUAACAAGUUGUGACAAUGUUGUUCCAACAAGUUGUCAACGAGAUAUUUUCUCAGCAGGCUUGUAGCAAGCUUGUUAUCAAGUUGUGACAAUGCUGUUCCAACAAGUUGUCAACGAGAUAUUUUCUCAGCAGGCUUGUAGCAAGCUUGUUAUCAAGUUGUUACAAUGCUGUUCCAACAACUUGUCAACAAGAUAUUUUCUCAGCAGGCUUCUAGCAAGCUUGUUAUCAAGUUGUGACAAUGGUGUUCCAACAACUUGUCAACAAGAUAUUUUCUGAACAGGCUUGUAGCAAGCUUGUUAACAAGUUGUGACAAUGCUGUUCCAACAACUUGUCAACAAGAUAUUUUCUCAACGGGCUUGUAGCAAGCUUGUUAACAAGUUGUGACAAUGCUGUUCCAACAACUUGUCAACAAGAUAUUUUCUCAACGGGCUUGUAGCAAGCUUGUUAACAAGUUGUGACAAUGCUGUUCCAACAACUUUUCAACAAGAUAUUUUCUCAACAGGCUUGUAUUAAGCUUGUUAACAAGUUGUGACAAUGCUGUUCCAACAACUUGUCAACAAGAUGACUCCUCAACAGGCUUGUAGCAAGCUUGUUAACAAGUUGUGACAAUGCUGUUCCAACAACUUGUCAACAAGAUAUUUCCUCAACAGGCUUGUAGCAAGCUUGUUAACAAGUUGUGACAAUGCUGUUCGAACAACUUGUCAACAAGAUAUUCAGGUAGAUGUUUAUGCCCGGCGUUAAAUAUGUUCGGCAUAAACAUUCGACUUAGAUCUUUAUGCCGUUGAAGCCCUGCGUUGGAUAAUAUAGCCCUGCGAAGUUUCCAGUUUUUCAGUCAUUUUGUAUUACCCGCGGGAUAUUGAUACCUUUUUUUCAGAAAGCGGUGCCAAUUUACCGGGCGUAAUAUACAAAAUGACUGAAAAGGGGCAAACUUCGUAGAGCUAUAUUAUCCGCAUUUUACAACAUUUCGCAACGAAAAUUACUAAUUUUGUGAUGCUCUUUCAAGUUUGAAGCUGUGGUGACAUUUUUGUUUAGACUUGUUGAGAUCCAAAUUUUGAUUAUUGGGUAAUAGGUCCAUUUGUGUGUGAGGUUUGCCUUGUUGGGAUUUCCCCAGACCGUUCGCCGUUUCUUUCUAACAUAGUAUUGUAAACUUCCAAGCGAGUUUGAUUAAAGCUUCUUAUUAUUGACAGAUGAUUUUCAAGACGGAAACAAUUCAGAAUGUCAUGACGACUGCUGGGCUGUUAAAGACUGGAGUGCUAGGAAAGGCACGCGCUCAAGUCUGUCCAUGGUAAUGUUUUGCUCAAUGCAAACAGUCAAAGACAUAAUAAUAUUGUUUUUGUAUUUUUGAGUAAGAGGCGAUUUUUUUAUAUUUGCGUAUUUUCGAUGAGAAUGUGUUCGACGACAUUUUAAACAUUGAAUUCAGAAACAUUCAAAAAUCCUCUUUUAUUUCGUUAAUGAAAAGUUGCCCGGAUAUACCUUGAAUAUUACCGGUAUUACCAUUCAACUUGUAGUUGACUGUCUUCGGCAUAACCAUUAAACUUGGAUGAUUAUGCCGUUGAAUGUCGUCGGCAUAACUGUUCGACUUGGAUGGUUAUGCCGUUGAAUGUCUUCGGCAUAACUAUUCAACUUGGAUGGUUAUGCCGUUGAAUGUCUUCGACAUAAGCAUUCAACUUGGAUGAAAGCGCGGGGCCAUAUUUAUACAGCAAUAUAAGCAAAACUUACUGAACCUCAGAGAUCAUUUUCUCCUUGCCGUACCAUCUAAAAUCUCCUCACUUUGGCGUUAUUUUACAGAUGAAGGACUAAACAUACUUUUAAGUUUGUUUGCCGUUUGAGAAACGCAUCAAAUUUUUUUAAAAUUGAAUACAGUCAUAACCAAAUGGAAAGUAGUAUAUUCCUUAGUUUUGAGCGCGUAUUACGUAACAUACAAAAGAUUCUCCUCUUAAUUUCAAAUCUCUUGUAGGGACAAUCUUUGUCGUUCUCAGAAGACUCGUCAAAAGGACGAAAAUUGUUACGAGCAAUUCCUCGUCAGGUACAGAGGAUUUUUUUGUAUAUUUCGAUGGUUCAUCUGGGUAUCAUUGAACAACAAUGAUCAAUCUUUAUUACAGAUCACCCAAGCUUUGCAGGCAGAUAUUUUAUGGAGUAUGGGAUACACUGGUGAAGAUGUCAAGGUGGCGAUCUUUGAUACAGGUUUACAUAAACAACAUCCACAUUUUAAAAACAUCAAGGACAGAACUAACUGGACGAAUGAAAAAUCAAUGGAUGAUGGUACGUUGAACUAGCAAAAAAAUGUUCCUUACUGGACCUCUAGGGAGAACAUUUUAGAACUGAUUGAACUAUCCAGUAUAAAUUAAGUCAGUUUAGUUUAGGUUUCUUCCUGUAGUAACACUGGAUCAAUAAGAGAUGAUCCUUACUGGACCUCUAGGAACAACAGUUUAGAACUGAUAGAGCUAUCCAGUAUAAAUUAAGUCAGUUUAGUUUAGGUUUCUUCCUGUAGUAACACUGGAUCAAUAAGAGAUGAUCCUUACUGGACCUCUAGGAACAACAGUUUAGAACUGAUAGAGCUAUCCAGUAUAAAUAAAGUUAGUUUAGUUUAGGUUUGUCCACUAUAAAUAAAGUUAGUUUAGUUUAGGUUUUCCUCCUGUAGUAACACUGGAUCAAUAAUAGAUGACCCUUACUGGACCUCUUGGAAGAACAGUUUAGAACUGACAGAGGUGUCCACUAUAAAUAAAGUUAGUUUAGUUUAGGUUUUCUCCUGUAGUAACACUGGAUCAAUAAAAGAUGACUCUUAUUGGACCUCUAGAUAAGAACAGUUUAAAACUGAUAGAGCUAUCCGUAUUCCAAGAUAGUUUAUCCCAGUUUAGUUUGAUACAACAAAGUGAUUUUCUUUGAUUAGGUCUUGGUCAUGGAACAUUUGUAGCUGGUGUCAUUGCAAGCUCCAAAGAAUGUUUGGGAUUCGCACCAGAUGCAGAGCUACAUAUCUAUAGGGUGUUUACUAAUAACCAGGUGAAAUGUUGUUUAUUCUGUAUAUAGUGGCUGUAUCGGUGUGCGAAAUUCUGGGUGUGUGAAUAUACACACGAAAAACGCAAUGAAAUGCAAUGCUGUUUCAACAACUUGUCAACAGGAUGUGUUUGCGCUGCUUGUUGACAACUUGCUACAAGGUUGGUGAGCUCAACAGACUUGUUACAAGUCGUUUCAACAAUUCGUUACGGUCCUGCAAUUCAACAAUUUGUCAACAAGUUGUGAGGGAGAACCUUGUAGCAACUUGAUGAAAUAACAGCAUUGUUACAACUUGUUGACAAGCUUGCUGCUGUACAAGCCUGUUGCGAACACAUCUUGUUGACAAAUUGCGAAAAUCACCAUCCUUUUCUUGCUGCAUGUUAAAAGGAAUUUUGCACGUUUUUCAAACAUGUUUAUUAAUACCCGUUACCAGCCAUGGAUUUACUGACAUUUCCUAUUAAAAAACUCAAUUCCUUCGUUCAGGUGUCGUAUACUUCAUGGUUUCUUGACGCUUUCAACUACGCCAUUUUGAAUAAAGUGAAUGUUUUAAACUUGAGUAUUGGUGGACCAGACUUUAUGGAUCAACCUUUUGUUGAUAAGGUUUGUUUCAAAAGCUAAUCAACUUUAUUUAUACUGGAUAGCUCUAUUAGUUCUAAACUGUUCCUCCUAGAAGUCCAGUAAGGAUCAUCUCUUAUUGAUCCAGUGUUACUACAGGAGGAAACCUAAACUAAACUAAUUUUAUUGAUACUGGAUAGUUCUAUUAGUUCUAAACUAUUCUUCCUAGAGGUCCAGUAAGGGUCAUCUCUUAUUGAACCAGUGUUACUACAGGAGGAACCCAAACUAAACUAACUUUAUUGAUACUGGAUAGCUCUAUUAGUUCCAAACUAUUUCUAGAGGUCCAGUAAGGGUCAUCUCUUAUUGAUCCAGUGUUACUACAGGAGGAAACCUAAACUAACUUUAUUUAUACUGGAUAGCUUUAUCAGUUCUAAACUGUUCUUCCUAAAGGUCCAGUAAGGAUCAUCUGUUAUUGAUCCAGUGUUACUACGGUGUUUCGUAUAUAGGUUUGGGAGCUAACUGCAAAUGGUGUAAUUAUGGUAUCAGCAAUUGGAAAUGAUGGUCCACUGUAUGGGUAAGGCGACACCUUUUGUGUCUCUAAAAUAAAAGUAUUAAUGUUGAAUGGGCUUUUACGUAACACUCAGCAUUGUUUUCAAAAUCCCACUGUUCUCCAUGCCAUCCAGUCACGCAUUGUUUUGACACAUUUCUGUCGUCAUGCAAAGGCUCAUUGAUACGACUUGAUGUGAAUUUUUAGGACAUUGAACAAUCCCGCGGAUCAAAUGGACGUUAUUGGUGUGGGUGGAAUCAAUUUUGAAGAUCAAAUUGCGAGAUUCUCUUCCAGAGGAAUGACAACAUGGGUACUGUAUUUAUUGGGUUGCAUUGGUUUGUGUCUAAACCUGGUUUCUACUGUAUAUUGUCGUAAAGAUAGAGUCGCUAUCUUUCUCAACAGUUAGAUUAUAAUAGUUCUUUACCUUUAAACCACAUUUCAAACACUCAUUAAUAAUUCAUAAGCUUAUUGGCAAAUCAUGUCAACCAUAAUAUGUCACGUGCAGUGCCUUUAAACCUGAUAAAACACUCCUAAUUAGUAUUUUUUAUAUAAAGAAUACUAAUAAGGCAGUAUCUAUUGUAGUCGUGUCCUCAUUAGUAUUCUUUAUAUAAAGAAUACUAAUAAAGCAAUAUAUCUAUUGAAUUUGUAGUCGUGUUUGAAGCCGUUCAAUAAACUCGCAGGUCGUGUUUUAUUAGGUCUAAAGCCACUCGCGCUGCGCGCUCGUGGCUUUAAACCUAAUAAAACACUCCUGCUCGUUUAUUAAACAGUACAUAAAUCAUAAGUAUUCCCUAUUUAUAAUCAUUCUGCCUAUUUUCAGUUCUAUACUGUUGUAUUUCGGCUGUUGAGAAAGAUCGUGACUCAAUAAUUACAACCGUUACGACCAUAUGGAAACCAGACUCAAACAAACUGAACAAAAUUCCAACUACACUCGUAAUAACGCACAAGUUGUUACAGGUCUGCAAACAAGUUGUUACAAAUUUGUUCACAAGCUGUCGACAAGUUGUGUUCGCACUGCUUGUUCCCAGUUGUUGUAACAAGUUUGGAACAAGCUGUUAACAACUUGUGACAAACUUGAUGGCAUUAUCAGACUUGUUACAAGGUUGUUCUAACAAGUCUGAUACAGUCAUGAUAUAACAAGAAUGUUACAAGGUUGACGACACAACGUUGUAACAAUAUUGUUAUAUCAUGACUAUAUCGGACUUGUUGGAACAACCUCGCUACAAGUCUGAUAAUAUCAACAAGGUUGUUACAAGUUGUUAACGGCUUUGCUGCAAAUUUGUUGACAACUUGGGACAAGCAGUGCGAACACAACUUGUUGACGGCUUGUUGGCAGACUUGCUACAAGAUGUGGGAUUUUUACGUGUAUAAUACUUAUUGAAUAUUAACUGUGUUCACUUUAGGAAUUGCCAGCAGGGUAUGGUCGCGUCAAGCCUGAUAUUGUUACCUAUGGAUCUGGCGUUCGUGGAUCAAAUUUAAGGUUAAAUUAAUUUGUCUUUAGGGGCCAUUCACAAAGGAUGUCCGAGCCGAGGGGGGGGAGGGGGGUUUGGAAAAUCAGGACAAACUCGGACAUAGGGGGGGAGGGGGGGUUUUUAACAAUCCAGAUGUCCGAAAUUUAAAAAAAUUCAAAAACAAAUUUCUUUUUCCCUCUAUUUUGAGCAGUCCUUCCCAUUGUGAAAUUGGCAUUUUGACUAUGCGGUUAACACUAGAUUUUGUUUUAAUUAGUAAUUUAUAUGUUUUUGUGUUCACAUUUACAGUUAUAAAAAAGUUCUAAAAGUAAAAAAGUUUUUUACUCUUGAUAUAUACAAGGUUGCGUGAGUUUUUGCGAGGCAUGGCGGAUGUCCGGGGGGUCACUAAUUCGGACAAUGCCGGACAAGGGGGGGAGGGGGGGUCUGAAAAUCCAUCAUUUGGCCGGACAUCCUUUGUGAAUGGCCCCUUACUUAUUCAACUUUAUUCAGCAAAAAUCCCAUAGCCUUUCAGGAGGACUGCUUGUUCCCAGUUGUUGACAAGUCUGGAACAAGUUGUUAUCAUCUUGUAACAAGGUUGACGAGGCCAACAGACUCGCAACAAGUCGUUCCAACAAGUCUGAUAUCGUCUGCACGUAACAAGUUGUUAACAAGUUGAUGACAACAAGCUCGUAGCAACUUGUUAUGAACAGCCUGUAUUAGUCUUGUGGAACGACUUGUAGCAAGUCUGUUACCGUCAUCAACCUUGUAACAAGGUGAUAACAACUUGUUCCAGACUUGUCACAACAACUGGGAACAAGUAGUGCGAACACAUCUUGAUAUCGGCUUCACAACAACCUUGUUACGACUUGUUUGAAGUUCUGGAGCUGAACAGCAUCUGGCUAUACCAAGAUCUUAUUUUGUUUUCAAUAGAGGUGGUUGUCGAUCAUUAUCGGGUACCAGUGUUGCAUCGCCUGUUGUCGCUGGAGCGAUUUCUUUGUUGCUCAGGUAUUUCAUUUUAGUUCUCAUUGUGCGUGCGCCAGCGCUCUCCCCUUGAGUCUUGACGAGUAAUAUCGGCUAAUGUUUAUACCCAAUUGUCAACUUUAGAUAAUGUCCGACCAAUUGACCAUUUGCGUAAUAGACUAAAUUUUGAUCUCAACAAAAAUUUCAUUACAGCUUGAAAGAGCGUCACAAAAUUAGUAAUAUUCCAAAGUUUCGUUGCAAAAUGUUGUAAAAUGCGGAAAAUAUAGCCUUGCGGAAUUUGCAAUUUUCAGUCAUUUUAGAUUACAAACCGGAAAUUGACAACCUCGAAGGGUUUGGGGCUGUCAAUUUCCCGUUUGUAAUCUAAAAUGACUGAAAAUUGCAAAUUUCGCAAGGCUAUAUUUUCCGCAUUUUACAACAUUGUGCAACGAAACUUUGGAAUAUUACUAAUUUUGUGAUGCUCCUUCAAGCUGUUUUUGUUUGUCUAGACUUGUUUAGUUCAAAAUUUAGUCUAUUACGCAAAUGGUCAAUUUAGCAUUGGGUCGGAAAAUGUCCGAUGUCCGACCCAGCCUAGACUAGGCCUUCUAUUUUUAUUAUUUUUUAAUAUUCAGCGAUUUUUCGCAUGAGAAGACUGAGACCUAGGCGAUUUGGAGGGCGGGGCGGAGGAAGGGCGAUACUUACCAAAUACUAGCACGAAAUUGACCAAACCUGCCAAAGCCAGCCGAGUAGAGGCCUAGGUCUGAGGCGGUGCUAUGGGUCAAUACAUUACGUGGUUUUGUUGAAUCAAUAUGUUAUAAUUACGAUGUUUUUUCGUAGUUCUGUGAGGCACCGUGGAGAUGUGAUCAAUCCAGCCAGUAUGAAGCAGGCGUUGUUGGCUUCCGCGAGACGAGUCCCUGACGCAAAUAUAUUCGAACAAGGUGAGGGAGCGAGGAUAACUGUCCUGCUUGACUUGUCACAUUCUUUGUAGUGCAUGUGUAUUGAAAAAACUUGAGAUUUGAAGCUUAUUUUACACACGUAAAAAUCUUUAGAACAACUUUGUAACAAGUCUGAUAAUGCCAUCAACCUUGUUACAAGUUGUUAACACCUUGUUCCAAACUUGUUACAACAACUGGGAACAAGCAGUGCGAACACAACUUGUUGACAGCUUGUGAACUGAUUUGGAUAAUGAUGUUACAGUCUUGUUACGAGUUGUUGUGGCAACAUGUCAGCGAUAGUCCUGCAACGUUGACACGUUGUUAACAAGUUGUCAGUGACAAAGUUACAACAUAUUGUUGCAAGUUUGUUGUGGACACCGUUAGUUGGCAAAAAGUGGAAAUUGAACGUAUUCUGUGUAUUUAGGUCAUGGCAAACUUGACUUGAUCAAAGCUUAUCAAGUUCUAUCCAGUUAUAAACCUCAAGCAAGUCUGAGUCCAAGUUAUGUUGAUCUCACGGAAUGUCCGUACAUGUGGCCGUAUUGUGUCCAGCCUCUGUAUGCAUUUGGUUUGCCCGUCAUUGUCAAUGUAAGUGAAGUUCCCAGGGGGUAUUUUGGGUUUUGGGACUUGGGUGGGAGCUCCGCCCCCCCCCCCAAUUUCAGGGGUUUUUUAUUUGGGGGGGAAUUCCCCCUCCUAUAGUCACAAACCCAGACGUCAUUUCCUACGCUCACCUAUUUCCAAGUAAGGGGAUAGAAAUGAAGUCUGAAUUCACGCACCUCUAAGUGAUUACCCAUUUUUAUACCCCCAGAAUUUAGCUAUUUUUAGAUCUGGGGGGAAUUCCGGAAUUACUGGGAAAGACCUCGUCAUCCCAGUAACAGACAAACCCACUUACUCUCUCUCUCAUUUAUUAUUAUUAUUAAGGUUUAGCAACAAAAAAAUUGUUUACAGGGAACACUUUUUCAAUUUUAGGUGACUAUAUUGAAUGGAAUGGGAGUCACUGGUUCCGUGGUAGGCAAGGUAUUAUCUUAAACUCAUUAAUAAUUCAUGAGUAAAUUAGCCAACCAUAUUGCUUUAUUUUGCUCACAUGAUAAUACUGGAUACCUGGUAAAGUAUAUUGAUCCCGUCCUAGGACUGGAUCAAAAUUAAUCCGUCCGUUGGUUUCUAAGGAUCACGUAUUUUGUAUUUUCCUUGUAGCCUGUUUGGCAUCCCUAUUUGCCGCAAAACGGGGACAGAAUUGACGUAAGUUGAAUAGAAUCAGUGAUUAUGAAGUGUUGAAACAGUUGUUAUUGUAUGUGUUUUUCAUUUGGUCUUACCCAGGCUGGUCUUAGAGUAGUCACUUACUAGUAGAUUGACUUACCGUAAAAAAUCUCACAUCUUGUAGCAAAUCUGCCAACAAGCCGUCAACAAGUUGUGUUCGCACUGCUUGUCCCAAGUUGUCAACAAGAUUGGAACAACUUUGUUGAUAUCAGAUUUGUUGCAAGGUUGUUCCAACAAGUCCGAUACAGUUAUGAUUUAACAAUAUUGUUACAACCUUGUGUCGUCAACCUUGUAACAUUCUUGUUAUAUCAUGACUAUAUCAGACUUGUUAGAACAACCUUGUAACAAUGAUAAUGCCAUCAAGCUUGUUACAAGUUGUUAACAGCUUGUUCCAAACUUGUUACAACAACAAACUUGUUACAGCAGUGCGAACACAACUUGUCGACAGCUUGUGAACAGAUUUGUAACAACUUGUUUGCAGACCAGUAACAACUCAAAAUUAUUCCUUCGUAGAUUUCGUUUUCAUAUUCGCAAAUCUUAUGGCCAUGGUCAGGAUUUCUUGCACUCUCCAUCCGGGUAACUCCAGCCUCAUCCACGUGGUCUGGAAUCGCCCAGGGUCACGUGGCGUUGAAUAUUUCAUCUCCGCCCCAGGUAAGACUGUAGCUUUGCCAUGGGUUCCGUUUGCAAGUGACUGAAUUUGGAGCCGUGCUCACAAGAUGUGUUCGCAACAGGCUUGUAGCAAGCUUGUCAACAAGUUGUAACAAUGCUGUUAUUUCAUCAAGUUGCUACAAGGUUGUCACUCACAACUUGUUGACAAAUCGUUGAAUUGCAGGACGAUAACAAGUUGUUGGAACAGCUUGUAACAAGUCUGUUGAGCUCAACGACCUUGUAGCAAGUUGUCAACAAGCCAUUGACAACUUGUCAACAAGCCAUUGACAACUUGUCAACAAGCUGGGAACAAGCAGUGCGAACACAUCCUGUUGGCAAGUUGUUGGAACAGCAUUGCUACAUGUCUGCUACAGGUUUAUUACAACUUGUGCGUUUUACGUGUGUAUACGCGGUGGGCAUAAAAGCACACGAAUAUUUGCACAUCUAGGGAUUAAUACAAGCAUUUUAAUCUAAGCAUUUAGACCAAGAUAUGCUGACCUAUAUUAUUUUUCGUAGCAAAAUUUCAAUAUUUUGAAUGAAUCAUAUAGUCUAUCAAGAUAUGAUGAUCUGGGAACUAAACAGAAGUCAUUGUUUGAUGUUUUUGUCGGAGUUUAUGUUAAUUUGUGCACGGUCAAGGUUGUUGAGCUCAUUGUAUUUUCGUAUAAUGAAGUAAUCGUCCAAUAGGGACAGCUGAGAUGAAACGUGCAACCACGAUGAAUAAUAUCUAACGAAGAUGCUUGUGUGAUGUUACUCUGAGUGUAUAUUCUGAGUGUAUACUCUGGUGUGGAUAUACACUCAGAGUAACAUUACACAAGCAUCUUAUUCACCUGAGUACAUUACACCAACACAGCAAAUAAUAUCUAACGAAGUUGAGACAAAGGAUUUGUGCACGGUUAGGUACAUUUCAACAUCAAACAAAGCUCUUCUAUUUUGUGGCUUUGAAGUUUGCCUGGCUUCCAGAUCAUCAUAUCUUCAGAGAUUUUGCUCCUCAACAUGGCUCUGUGUUUAUAAUCUCUCUGUGUUGUUAUGAUUCAGGGUGAUGAAAUGGAGAGACGUAUGUCGUUGAUAAAGUUGCCAGUCAAAGUGAAAAUAAUACCAACUCCUGAUAGAAGGUAAGUUUGAAUUUUGGCUGGUUUAUAUCCAAUUCAUAAGUUUAAAAACUCGCAUGUUACUAUUGCUCUAGUAUAACAGAAGGUAUAAAAUAGAACAAAGGUGACUAAGGAAGGAAGGUUUAGACUUCAGACGGUAUUUCGUCACAGAAUAAAGAUCAGUAACAGAAGGGCCACUCAGCGGUGCAACGUGUCCGCAUUUUUUAUGAAAAAAUAUGCAGUUUACUGGCCAGAAGGCGGAGCAGCCAGCCAGUACAGCGUGUUUAUUGGCCAGAAAAUGUCAUUGACUGGCUAGGAAAAUGGCGGCCAACAUGCGUAAUGCGACAUGCGCGAGGACAGAAACUUCAAAGCUUCCGACGUAAGUGGCCCUUCUAUAUGGAUCUUUAUUCUAUGAUUUCGUCAAGAAAGGUUUAGACUUCAGAUAUUUUUUAAUCUGUGUGAGUCAUAGAUAUCUUAUAUACACUAGAUGGCGCAUCUCAUUUAUUAAAAUUGAAGCCAAGAAUAUUCCAGCGGUUACCUCCAUUUGAAUAGAUGGCGGCCAUAUUGGUCGUUCCCACUUGCUAAUAAACGCUAAGAAACAACAAUAACUUUCAUCAUUUGAAUAGUUUAAAAACGUAUUUGUAAUAAGGUUAACUUAAUCUUUAAGUUCCAUGUUUAAGAAAUAGAAAACAUACGAAUCUUCUCAUUUCAUGGGAACGACCUGAGACUGCAAUCACGGCUUCAAUUUUUGAAUUGCAGAAUAAUUAGAUGCACUAUCUAGUGUAUAUAACAUAUCUAUGGUGUGAGUCCGUGAAACGAACCCGCAAAAAUUUUUCUUGAUCGAUCUUCAGAGCAAUGUUUUUCGGUCUACACUUUAUAGGGAGAGUUGUAAAAGUGGUAUUUAUAUAAUUAUAAAAUGGCCGUAAAUAUUACGGGACGGAAGAACGAAGGGCAAGAACGCAUGCGCAUUAGUGAUCUUUUUUUGAGUUAGUGUAGCUAGUUUCACGCUACCGCUGAUCCGCUACUUGCUACAUUCGAAAAUGAAACGAACCAAAGGGCCUGGGUGAAUUUGUCUACUAUAUUGCGCCAUUGCCAUCAAUAGCAAUUUCCAAUUUACCCUAUUGUUUGAGUCACUGAUACAUGUAGGUAACUUUCCUAAAACAUUGCUAUUGCUUAGUUGGGCAAAAAUACAAUACGCACGUGACGGUGAAGGACCAGAUUUAUGAAUAAACGUUGACUAACAUAGAUAAUGAGUUAUAUUGUUAUUCUAAUGAGUUUCACAGCCAUCGAUAAGCUAUGAUUACGCCAGAGACAAAACUUGUAUUAUUUGGUCAAGGAAGGUUUAGACUUCAGACGGUAGCACAGAGGCGAUACAUACAGAGCUGUAACUGAGCGUUGUAAACACUGCGGAAACUUACGUUUUCAUGUACCCACUUUUUUCAAGCGACCAUUUUUUAGACGUUUUUAGGCACUCGGAAAGGUUUCGAAAUUGACAAAAUCUUGCAAAAAUACAACUUGCAAGAAAUGUUUGUUAUUUCGCUGUCGUCAUGCAGUCGCUAUAAUGCAAAUUUCAAAUUUGACCAAACAGUGUUCACGAUUCACGACAGUCCGCUACAUAUUUUGAGAUCAGUGAGAAUGACCACCCACUCAACACCGUUGGUGAGCCACGCCCGCGAUCAUUGAUGAACUUUAGACUUCGCUAAUGCUUUCGUUUCCCCGGGUGUAAAUAGCCGGGGGGGUAUUAGUAUCCUCGCCCCGGGACAUUGAAUGUCCAUUUUAUUCAUUCUAAACCUGUUUUGACUGUUUAUAUGCUACUGAUUUUGAUCGUUUAUAUUGAUCGUUAAAUAUUGAUCGUUUAUAUUAAACACUGGGUACUGUAAGAAGGAGUGUAUAAGGUACAAAAGUUAUGUUUCUCCAACAUUAUGUUUCUCCUCUGUAUAUAUAUCUACUUUGUGACGGCAGUUUUAUUCAUAUUUUCAAUUUUUAAUAGUGAUGGGUGAUUACCACCGAUUACUUGGAAUCGAUACCACCCGAUACGAGGCCCAAAUCGGAAGUAGUCGAUACUGCACGGUAUCGAAAAAGUGUUUUGAUUACUUUUAAAAUUAGACAUUCAUUAUAAUGCUGCAGUUGUGUUAUCGUUUUCAUGGCUAUUUCUAAUAAAAUUUAUGUACUUUUUGUAUUUUGCUGCAUUUACCAAUUUAAUCAAACUUCUUUUACUUUAUUUGACAUUCUAUCCACUUCCCUGAUUAAUAUUCCUGACCUCGUCGACAGAAUAAAUUAUGAAAAAGGCGGGAAAUAAAUUAUUUUUUGUUUUUUCAUGGAUUAUAAUGGCGGGAAAUUCUGAAAUACAAUCGUCGUCGUAAUAAUCGUUUGGGUAAUCGAUACCUCGAAUCGAUACUGGUGGUAUCGCUCAUCACUAUUUUUUAAUCUGUGAUGAGGUCCGUAAAACGAACCCGCAAAAAUAUAUUUUAUAGGGGUUUUUUUUUGUUGGAAGUUAUAGACUAACGCAAAUCUUUAUAAGGGUGAGUUUAUAUAAUGAUAAAAUGGCCGUAAACAUUACGGGACGGAGGAACGAAGGGCAAGAACGCAUGCGCAUUUGUAAUCUUUUUUGUGCUAGCGUAGGUAGUUCCGCAGGUUUUGGUAGGUACAAAGUGCCGGUUGUACUAGCCAAGGAUGGCGUGAUUGAUGACGAAUUGCUUCUAAAACGCGGACAAAAACUUGCUUGAGUUACACUUCUGUUAUACUUUCCUAUUCUGUGACGCUUCGCUACGAUACGGGCGAAGUGGAAAACAGGCUUUAAGCACAAACUUUUGGGUCCGUAAACGAACCCGCAAAAAUUCAUUUUUAAUUUUACUGCAAAAAUGUUAAAGAAAUAAAGAUGUCUUGGGUUGUGAAAAUCUUGUUUAUAUAACGAUAAAAUGAGCGUAAAUAUUACGGGACGGAGGAACGAAGAUGCAAGAAAAGAAUGCGCAUUUGUAACAGUUUUGCUAGAAUGGAAAUUAUUACAUUCCUUGUAAAACCUCGGUAAAUAGACCUUAUGCGUUAUGACGUCACAAGGCUUGAUACCCGCGAGUAUAAUAACACGUAAUAACAUUUUUUUAUUUUGUAUUUCAGCAAGAGAAUACUGUGGGAUCAAUAUCAUAAUUUACGAUAUCCUCCCGGCUAUUUUCCUCGAGAUAAUUUAAAAAUGAGAAAUAAUCCAUUAGAUUGGUAAGUCGCCAUAUUUCAUUUACCUGACGCUGUUGUGCAGAAAUGAACAAGUCUGCGGGACUUUGGCUUUUUUGAUCCAGUGUUACUACAGGAGGAAACCUAAACUAAACUAAACUAAACUUUAUUUAUUUAUACUGGAUAGCUCUAUCAGUUGAAUCAGUUCUAAACUGUUCUUCCUUGAUAUCCAGUAAGAAUCAUCUCUUAUUGAUCCAGUGUUACUACAUGAGGAAACCUAAACUAACUUUAUUUAUACUGGAUAGCUUUAUUAGUUCUAAACUGUCCUUCUUAGAGGUCCAGUAAGGAUCAUUUCUUAUUGAUCCAGUGUUACUACAGGAAGAAAACUAAACUAACUUUAUUUAUACUGGAUAGUUCUAUCAGUUCUAAACCGUUCUUCCUAGAGGUCCAGUAAGGAUCAUUUCUUAUUGAUCCAGUGUUACUACAGGAAGAAAACUAAACUAACUUUAUUUAUACUGGAUAGUUCUAUCAGUUCUAAACCGUUCUUCCUAGAGGUCCAGUAAGGAUCAUUUCUUAUUGAUCCAGUGUUACUACAGGAAGAAAACUAAACUAAACUAACUAUUCUGUUUUUUCUAGGAAUGGUGAUCAUGUCCACACAAAUUUCCGAGAUAUGUUCAAUUACAUCACAAAGCAAGGUUACUUCGUCGAGGUGCUUGGUAAGUUUUAUUCACUAUAUUUUACCAAAGCUUUAUUUCUCAACUUGGCAGGGUCCACCUGUUCAAAUUUCUGUUACUUUUUAGGUUCGCCGUUUACAUGUUUUAAUGCCUCACAUUAUGGUAUGUGUUUUUUUUUAUUUACUCUUAAAAAUCUCUCCUUCAGUAAAGCCCCGUGGCAAGUUUACCUUGACAAGUUCUAUUUGCUUGUGUUUACGGCAAAGAAUUCACAAUUUUUCCUUCCCAGGAAGCCUUGUUCCAACAAGUCUGAUAUCGUCUGCACGUAACAAGUUGUUAACAAGUUGAUGGCAACAAGCUCGUAGCAACUUGUUACGAACAGUCUGUAUUAGUCUUGUUGGAACAACUUGUAGCAAGUCUGUUACCGUUAUCAACCUUGUAACAAGGUGAUAACAACUUGUUCCAGACUUGUCACAACAACCUUGCUAAACUUAUGUAAAAAUGCACAAGUUGUUACAGGUCUGCAAACAAUUUGUUACAAAUCUGUUCACAAGCUGUCGACAAGUUGUGUUCGCACUGCUUGUUCCCAGUUGUUGUAACAAGUUUGGAACGAGCUGUUAACAACUUGUAACAAGCUUGAUGGCAUUAUCAGACUUGUUACAAGGUCGUUCUAACAAGUCUGAUACAGUCAUGAUAUAACAAGAAUGUUACAAGGUUGACGACAUAAGGUUGUAACAAUAUUGUUAUAUCAUGACUGUAUCGGACUCGCUGGAACAACCUUGCAACAAGUCUGAUAAUAUCAACAAGGUUGUUAAUAGCUUGUUCCAAACUUGUUGACAACUUGGGACAAGCAGUGCGAACACAACUUGUUGACGGCUUGUUGGCAGACAAGCCGUCAACAAAUAUCUCACAUCUUGUUGCUACAAGAUGUGAGAUAUUUUAGUCCUUGUUUUUCCUCCAGGAACAUUGGUGAUCGUUGACGCGGAAGAAGAAUACUUCCCGGAAGAAAUGGUCAAGCUACGCGAAGACAUUGAGAAGCUCGGUCUUUCGUUGAUCGUCGUUGGAGACUGGUAUAAUAUCGAAGUGAUGAAGAAGGUGAAAUUUUAUGACGAGAACACGCGGCAAUGGUGGAUGCCGGAUACGGGGGGAGCGAAUGUUCCCGCGCUCAACGAACUUCUCGCGCCCUGGAGGAUGGCAUUUAGUGACCAGGUCUACGAAGGCGAUUAUCGUCUUGCUGAUAAUGCAGGU